AUGGUUACGAUCGACAAUCCAGUUCUGUUGCCCGGCUCUCGGGUUCUUGUUACUGGGGUUAGUGGCUUCAUCGGAAGCCAUAUCGCUGAUCAGCUGCUCGCUGAAGGGUAUCUUGUGACGGGAACGGCUCGAGACAUCUCCAAAAUCUCCUGGCUUCAACUUCUUUUUGACCGCAACUAUGGGGCAGGAAAGUUCGAAGUUGUUCAAGUCCCUGACCUCAGUAAGCCCGGGGCUUUUGACGGCCUCCUCAAUGACCCUAACACGGUGAUCACCCCCAUGGUGGCGGGGACUCUUGGCCUGCUGAAUGCGGCGGCGGGAGAACCCUCCGUGAAACGCUUUGUUCUCACGUCGUCAUGCGCAGCGGCUGCCACCGCGAAGCCGGGAGUUGCCCAAACUAUUGACACAAACACGUGGAACGAUGAAGCAAGCCUUGAAGCGUGGGGCCCUCCACCAUAUGGACCGGAGCGCAGCUUUGCAGUGUACGCGACCAGCAAGAUGCAGAUGGAAAAGGAGGCAUGGAAGUGGCACGCCAACCGCAAACCGCACUUUGUGUUGAACACAAGCCGGUCCCUGACCCAGAUGCCAGACUUCUUCGUCGAUGUUGAAGAUAACGCUCGCCUCCACGUGGCGGCCCUCAUUCACCCGGGUGUUGUGGGUGAGCGCAUCUUUGCCUACGCCCAACCGUACACUUGGCGUGGUGUCCAGCGGGCCAUCCACAGGUUGUACCCCAACAGAGCUUUCUCUGGAGACAUUGAGGACGCCGAGCUCGACGCAAGCCACAUCGUCCCUGCCCCACGAGCUGAGGCCUUACUGAAGGAUAUGGGGCGCCCGGGCUGGACGGACCUCAAGGAAAGCGUGAAGAUGAAUGUCGACGAUCUUGCUUGA
This is a messenger RNA of Chaetomium globosum CBS 148.51, 885 nucleotides long. RefSeq lists its product as uncharacterized. Gene Ontology annotation, molecular function: oxidoreductase activity, acting on the CH-OH group of donors, NAD or NADP as acceptor. The coding region runs from base 1 to 885 and encodes 294 amino acids. The transcript is spliced from 3 exons. The record is from RefSeq and is a predicted model, not a curated record. NCBI's taxonomy places the organism in Eukaryota, Fungi, Ascomycota, Sordariomycetes, Sordariales, Chaetomiaceae.